This is a messenger RNA of Kwoniella shivajii, 1539 nucleotides long. Its product is annotated as phosphomevalonate kinase. The record is from RefSeq and is a predicted model, not a curated record. Gene Ontology annotation, molecular function: phosphomevalonate kinase activity; ATP binding. NCBI's taxonomy places the organism in Eukaryota, Fungi, Basidiomycota, Tremellomycetes, Tremellales, Cryptococcaceae. Gene Ontology annotation, biological process: ergosterol biosynthetic process; isopentenyl diphosphate biosynthetic process, mevalonate pathway. The transcript is spliced from 5 exons. The coding region runs from base 1 to 1539 and encodes 512 amino acids. Gene Ontology annotation, cellular component: peroxisome.
AUGGAGCCAGAAAGAACAACAAUCUCCUCCCCCGGGAAGGUGCUUCUUGCAGGAGGCUAUUUAGUCCUGGAUAGAGCGUUCUCGGGCGUUGUAGUAGCCACUUCAUCAAGGUUCUAUUCAACGGUCACUUCUUUACCUUCUCCUUCAACUUCGUCAUCAUCAGGCAAGGCUAUCAUCUCAGUACGAGCCGGACAAUUCCCCGCGAAGUCAUCUACCUGGACAUAUUCACUCUUGCUGGAGAAGGAGGCGCUAAGGCUGGAGCAAAACAAAGAGGAUGGAGGGAAGAACAAGUUCAUCUACUUGGCUUUAUUCCAAUCUCUUACUCUGGCGUAUGAGACACUCGCUAAGACGGGACAUAACAGAGGACAAGAAGCUGCUGAAGAGUUGAUCAAUAGACUUACAGCCCAUGGAGAAGGCCUAGAUAUUGUAGUACUCGCAGACAAUGACUUUUACUCUCAACGAGAACAGCUCUCAGCGCUAUCCCUUCCGACAAAAAUCACCUCAUUGUCAUCUCUUCCACCUUUCACUCACCUGCCUCGACCGAUAUCCCAGACAAACAAAACUGGGUUAGGGUCAUCAGCUGCACUUGUGACUUCUCUCGUUGCAUCUCUCCUCGUCCACCUGAAAAUCCUAGAUCUAUCUCACAAAGAGGCCAAUCCAGAUAAAUUGGAAAAAUCAGAUGACCUAGAAACACUACAUUCACUCGCUCAGUUCGUACAUUGUUUGGCUCAGGGGAAAGUCGGUAGUGGAUUCGAUAUAUCAUCAGCUGUUUUCGGUACACAUAUCUAUCGCAGAUUUUCACCUUCCCUCCUCACUUCUCUAAUGGACAGACCAAUAGAUGCUAUCCCCCUUGAACUUUCUGAAGAAGACACUUUGAUGGAUGGAUUGGCUCCAUCACAAUGGGAUCAAGAUGUCACUUCCUUUAGAUUACCAAAAGGUUUGCGAUUGAUACUUGCGGAUGUAGACGCAGGGACAGAUACGCCCUCUUUCGUCGGUAAAGUCUUAUCAUGGCGUAAAGAGAACCCGCAACAAGCUGGAAAUGUAUGGGCAGAAUUGAAUGAAGCGAAUAUGCAGUUGGAACAGUCGUUAACUGGUUUAGUGAAUAGGGAGGGGGAUAAUGGGUAUGAGAAGACGCUGGAGUCGAUGGGGGACAAGCAUAUAGAAGAUAACAAAAGCAAUGCGAUGAUGGCGGCGUUACUGUACGAGAUCAGGCAGACUCUCUUUACAAUUCGAAGCCUCCUUCGAAAGAUGUCCGAAUUAUCAGGAGUACCCAUAGAACCUCCUGAACAGACUAGACUAUUAGAUGCCUGCUCUGAGUUACCGGGAGUCAUAGGCGGCGGUGUACCUGGUGCUGGAGGAUACGAUGCUUUAUACCUCUUGGUUAUAGAUACCCCAUCAGUAGCCUCACGCGUGGACGAUUUAUGGUCAGGGUGGAAAGAGAUGAGCGUGUGUCCUCUCUUAGCUAGACAGAGUGAUGAGGGAUUGAGGAUCGAGAAGCUGGAUCAAGUGAGAGGUUUGAAGGAAGCAUUGAAAAGGUAG